Messenger RNA from Culex quinquefasciatus (southern house mosquito), 7679 nucleotides. It is a transcript of the gene kto, whose product is annotated as mediator of RNA polymerase II transcription subunit 12. The record is from RefSeq and is a predicted model, not a curated record. NCBI's taxonomy places the organism in Eukaryota, Metazoa, Arthropoda, Insecta, Diptera, Culicidae. Gene Ontology annotation, biological process: regulation of transcription by RNA polymerase II. Gene Ontology annotation, cellular component: mediator complex. The coding region runs from base 318 to 7586 and encodes 2422 amino acids. Gene Ontology annotation, molecular function: transcription coactivator activity. The transcript is spliced from 9 exons.
CCAAACAUCACUCUCCCAUUGAAACGUAGGAGCUACAUAAGAAAAGUCGCGUCGUGAUAUUUAUAAAUUUUCUUUCCUUAAAAUAGUUUAAAAUAACGUUGUAAAACUAGAUAAAAACGUUACCAUUGUGAGAACAAUGUAGAAAAGAAGGCAACAGUAGUGCGUUUGAUCGGAUUACGCAUAGGAAAAAGUGGAUUCAGAGCCAAUUAAACUGUGGCAUCACGGCAGACAUAUUUGAGAGUUUCUUUUUCAGCGUUGAUUCAACACUUCACACUAUCGUAGGAUUAUCACCGAAAAAAUAAAUAAACUAACGAUAAAUGUGGGAAAACAUGAAUAUGAGGCCGUUGAAAAGGCCACGGCUUGGUCCACCGGAUGUGUACCCGCAGGAGGCGAAGCAACGAGAAGAUGAGCUUACAUCAACCCAUGUGAAGCACGGCUUUGCCACCGAACACAAGCUGUCGGAGGAGUUUGGUACAGCGAGAAAUUGCAAUGUGACUGCCAGUAAAGUUGGGGCCUAUUUUAAUGCUAUACUGGCAAGGAAAGAGGAGCUUAUGACACUUCCGGAUUCCGGCAGGAAGAAGCAACAGAUCAAUCCGAAGGACAAUUUCUGGCCCGUUACGGCGAGGAAUAAAGCCACCUUGGAUACGUGGUUCAAGGAUCUAGCUGGAACUAAACCACUCAGCAGUUUGGCGAAGAAAGCACCAAGUUUCAACAAAAAGGAAGAGAUUUUUGCAAUGUUGUGUGAAAAUCAAGUUACAAUGCAGAGAGCAGCAUGGUUCAUCAAGCUCAGUUCCGCUUAUACGGUGGCUGUUUCGGAGGCAAAAAUUAAAAAGCGACAAAUGCCCGAUCCCGCCACGGAGUGGACUGGGACGUUGAUUAAAUUUAUGAAGGACUUGGUUCCAAAAUUGCACGAUCACUAUCAUCAAGGCCCCGUUCAGGAGAAACCACUCAAUAGUUCGAGUUCGACGGGACCGGCUGGGGCUAUGACGCCAAACUCCAGCCUAAAUACAAACUCGUCAACGAUACCACCCCCGUUGUCCAGCCCUGCCGGAAGUCUGCACAGUCCAGCUAGUGCGAGCUUGAGCGGAAGUGCGUCACAAAAUCAACCUCCGCCGUCACCCCAGGAGGAACAGAAGCUCGCCCAAAAGCAGUGGAGUUAUUGUACGCAACUGUGCAAAUACAUGUACGAGGAAGGGCUGCUGGAUAAAUCCGAAUUUCUCAACUGGGUGUUGGAUUUGCUCGAUAGGAUGAAGUCUUCACCGUCGUCUGACGAUGGAAUUCUCAAGAUUUAUCUGCCUUUGGCGAUGCAAUAUUUGCCUGAUUUUGUUCAAUCCGAGCGGUUCUGUCGUCGACUUGCGUAUGCAGUGUGUAAGAAACUUGCCCAUUUGAUCAACACCAUGGCCGAUAGUCAUAACUUGUGUUUGGCUGACACUGGGAUCAAGCCAAAACAGGAAACGUCUGAACAAAAAGACAAAUCUAGCAAAACCGCUAAAGAUUGCGACACCAAGUUGGAAAUUGCUCCCUUGCAAGUGAAUCCAUUUGAGACGAUUUUCUCGGAGUUUAUGAGUUGCUCGCACCAUCACGAUCUGUUCCUUCAGCUAUCGGCAAUCAUACAGGUCAUCACGCUGGAAUGCCCAACUGCUUUGGUGUGGUGUGGAGUUGGCGAAACUAGAUCAUCCUCGGUCCUGGCCGGAAGUCCGCUGGACCAUCUUCCGGUGGCUCCCUCUAGCUUACCGAUGCCAUCGAGGUGUGAAAAAUCCAACAAAGAAGUAAGAGAACGAUUACUACAGAGUGAGGAAAGCAUCAAGCUUCGCUCAAGACAUGCAGAAUCUCGUUGGUGCGUUGAUAAGUGGCAGACAGCCGCAGGAAACGCAAGCUUGAAAAUCCUAUCCGUGCUCGAUGCGUUGGAUGGCCACUGUUUCUUCCGUAUGGAUACGAACAACUCGUUGGACACUUUGUACCAGAAGAUAUUCCCUCCACUGCAGUUGCAAAAAGAAUCGCCGAAUAACAACGCUUCGGAAAGCAAAGAUGGUUCCAACAAGAUGCUAGAAUACGACGUUGAGCAAGACUCUUCCAUAGUGAAGAUUUUGUGUGAGUGGGCUGUUUCCUGGCAGCGAUGGGGUGAACAUCGAGCGAUGGCUGUUGCCUGGCUUCUGGAUAAGAGGCAAAGUGAAAUUUUUUCAACGUAUGAAAAUGAGAGUGGAAACAAUGCAAAUUCGUCUGACGAUAAGGACUCGGUCAUCUCGGGAGGAGGAACUGGCCUUCCGGUGUUCCAGAACAUUCUCAUGACGUUUCUCGAUAACGAUGCACCGAUUUCGGAGGAAAAUGGCACAAUCCAGAGCAAAAGCCAGUUUACCAAUUUGGUGCAUUUGUUCAGUGAAUUGAUAAGGCAUGAUGUGUUUUCUCACGAUGCAUACAUGUGCACCUUGAUAUCUAGGGGAGAUUUACUCACGGGAACCGGGAUGUCUUUGUCAGAUACGCAGCCGAGUUGCCAGACUGGCUUGGGCACGGGUCCCAUCUCGAACAAGCCUGCAUCUUCCUCACCGAACAUCAACCAAGGAAUUGAGGAGGAUGUGAUGCAGACUGAUUUCAAAGCAAAGUUAGAAGAUUUGGACGAUUCAAACGUGGACGAUGAUUUGGAUAAACUGCUGCAGCAUAUAAAGGAAGACCAGCAAAAUUCGAUGGACGCUCCGGAUAGUCCGAAGGAUCCGGAACACGCAACCGCACCAGUUACAAGUACCGUUUCCAACAAAACAGAAUCAUCGAGCAGACACUUUUUGUAUACGGAACAUUUUCCGUUGAGCCAGGACGACCCGAUUUCGCUGCAUGAUUGCAAUCAACGCUACAUUCUGCUGUACGGAGUUGGCAAGGAACGAGACGAGAAGAAACAUGCUGUCAAGAAAAUGUCCAAAGAGAUUUGCAAACUGUUCUCGAAGAAAUUUAGCAUCGAUGUCGCUGAAGGUGGCAAAGUGAAGAAGCACUCGCGGAAUGAGUUCAACUUUGAGGCAACCUCAAACAAAUGCCAGUCGAUGUCCUAUUUUGAUCAGCACGUGGUCACAUGGCAAUGUGCAGUGCAAGUUCAAGAAAUGUUGAAUAGUUUUUCGCUCGGAAACAGCAACUACCUUCCAGUUCAGGAGCACGUCGCCUUUCUGUUCGAUCUGAUGGAAUCGGCAUUUAACAUUUACGGUUUGAUAGAUACGUGCAUUCAGAUAUUGAAGGAACUCCCGGAGGUAGAGUUACAAUUGAUGAGCAAGAGCUCAGUUCUCGUCAAAAGCUACACAACUUCGCUCAGUUUGUACGUGGUUGGAGUUUUGCGGCGAUACCAUUGCUGUUUGCUACUGUCUCCAGAACAAACGAUCGCCAUUUUUGAGGGCCUCUGUCGUAUUGUCAAGCAUGUCAGUAACCCAAGUGACUGCAGCUCGGCCGAACGAUGCAUUUUGGCUUACUUGUACGAUCUGUACUCGAACUGUGCCUCGCUGAAGACUCGUCCCCAGCAGGAGCCAUUCCAUAAUGCAUACCCAAAAAUUAAACAAGCGCUGUAUACUCCUCUGCAACCAACUCCCUCUGCACAUUCGUACAAUGCACAGUUCAUGGCAGAUAUCAUAGCAUCUCCACGGCGAGGUGGUAGAAUUGAGCAAAUUUGGGCUCGUCAGCUGAACGAAUCAGCCUCGAAUCGUUACAGCUUUGUCUGUAAUGCUGUUAUAGCCGUUACACGUGACAUAGACAAUGAUACGCUGAAUGAUAUCGCGGUUAUGUGCUCUGAGCUAACAGCCUGUUGCAAUGCCUUGUCUACGGAGUGGCUUGGUGCUCUCAUAGCUCUGUGUGGUUCCAGCAAGGACGCCGGAUAUUAUGUGGAUUUAAUCACACAAGUAAACAUCCAAAAUUCCGCGAUACACAAUGCUUUGUCUGUGUUUACCAGCAUCCUGGUAGCGAGACACUGCUUUUCACUGGAAAAUUUCAUCGGAUACGUCGCAUUGCCAGCUUUGGUACAAGCUUGCAAGGGCCGCAGCGAAUCGACGCCUGAAAUUGAAGCCGGUGCCCGACUUUCAUGCCAUCUGCUACUGAGACUGUUCAAAACCGUCGAAUGUCCCCAGCCUGGACUGUACUCGGUGAGCACGUCCCCAAACCCAAUCACCACCGUUGGCCAAGCGCACAACAUCAAGCUGAGCUGCGAUCGACAUUUGCUAGCCGCUGCCCAUCAAAACAUUGGAGUUGCUCCGGUUCUUGCCGUACUCAAGGGUAUCCUCGUCGUCGGAGAUGCCACUGCACAAAAGACGCAAACUUCCAUUUUUUCCACUGGCAAACGGAGCGGAUUGAAUACGCCGGUGCAUCCCGGAAGCACUCCCAAACAUGCCGGCGAUUUGAGCCACAUUCUUGGCACGAGCGAUUUAUCCAUCCUUGGCAACACGGACGAAUCUAUGCUGGAUCUGACGCUAGUUGAGUUUAAUCAACUUUCACCAACCAUUUCCGCUAAGACGGCCGCAUGCAGACCAAGCAACGCGAACCAGGACAGCACGGCCAGCCUGUCCGAUUUUGCCCAGCACGUGCUGCGUCAAAUCUGUUCCCAGGAGUGGGUACUGGAGCGAUGUCUUCAAAAUGCGGAAGAGCUUUGCCAGCAAGGAAUGCUGAUCGAUAAUAUGCUGACGGCCAAGCAGGCUCAACGUCUGCUGCACAUGAUCUGCUACCCCGAGAACGAGUCAAAUUUGAUUGCUGAAAUGGAUCAGAAGGCAAUCAUAGUUCGAAUUUUGGAGAAUCUCGAGCAGUGGUCGCUGCGAAUUUCCUGGCUAGACCUACAGCUGAUGUUCAAGCAGACCAACUGUACCCCCGAGCUGUCCAACUGGCUGGACAUGGUGGCACGAGCUGCCAUAGAUGUGUUCCAAGUGCAAGAUUGUAACGUGAUGCGAUCUCUGCUCGAGGGCCCAGGAAAACAGGAAAAAGCUAAGUCAUCAAUGUGGUUGGUAGCACCGCUGGUAGCGCGAUUACCAAGUGCAGUGCAGGGACGCAUCUUGAAAGUUUCGGGACAGGUCCUUGAAAGCACAAACAUGUUUAGUAAAACAAAGGAAAACGCCGGAGGUAACAACAGCAGCAUUGGGAGCCAAGGUGGAAACAGCAACAGCUCAAUCAGCUCGAACGGAAGCGUAAUGGCUAGCAAGCAGAGCACCCACCUGAACCAUCAGCCCUUCCUGGGAUUGGUGCUGACCUGUUUGAAGGGCCAGGACGAGCAGCGGGAAGGUCUUCUGCAGAGUCUGUACGCCCAACUGUCGCAGUUUUUGCAAAACAGAGAUGUUGAAACUAUUGGUGGCAUUGAAGAUCCUUUGGGCUUUGAAAAGAUGCUGGAUGCUCUACAGUUGCGUUACUCACUUGUAGGAGGACUGUUCGAUGCGAUUCAGAAAAAUUCCACAUCUACCAGCGAUUGGUCGAUACUAUUCGCGCAGCUUAUCUCUCAGGGUGUGAUUGAUUUGAGCAACAAUUCCGAAUUAUUCACUACGACUUUGGAUAUGCUAGCAACUUUGAUUCACUCGACCUUGGUCUCAGACAGCAGCCAAUCGGAACGAGAUGAAACAAAGAAGCAGUACACCAAUUUGAUGAAGAAACUACGAAAAGAGCUGGGAGAUAAAAAUAAUCCGUCGAUUAAGUAUGUCCGCCAGUUGCUGCCGCUGGCCAAGCAGACCUGUGAGGUAAUUGCGUGUGAACCCGCCGGAAGCUCAACCGAUGCCAAGGGAAACAAAAUCAACAUCGAUAGCAUUGAGAAGAAGCAUGGUCUGCGAUUGGCUGACAAACAGCGAGUAAGCGUUUGGGAUUUGUUGGAAGGACAUAAAAAUCCUGCUCCGCUGUCGUGGGCAUGGUUUGGAGCGGUUAAAAUUGAACGCAAACCGUUGGCCUACGAAGAAACGCAUCGUUUGUUGAAAUAUCAUACGCACAGUUUGGUCAAACCAAGCAGUUACUAUUAUGAAGCCCUGUCGCUGCCUCCGGAAGAUCUGGAACCGCUGCCAGAUAAAUCGAAGGACGAUAUGAAGGCCGAUACCCCUACGUCGGACCAGUCUCCAGCUCCAGCCGGCAAGAAGGGCAAGUCGCAAGCAAGAAAACGUAAGCCUAAAGGUGGAUCCACACCGCAAACUUCGCAACAAGCUGGACAACUGCAAGGCAUGUCCGGUCAGCCGGGUGCUCCAGUUCAAGCGAAUCAGCAGCAACAACAGCAACAGCAGCAGCAACUUCAGCAGUCGCAACAACAACAGCAACAACAGCACCCAAUGACGAUGACGCCUCAGCAGACGAUGCAACAGUUACAGAACGCCAACCUUGGCCAAAUGCCGAUGGGAUCUCAUAUGGGCCAAAUGAACCCACAGACAAUGCAGCAGCAUUAUCCGCAACAAAACCCAAAUCAGAUGCUCUCGCAACAGAUGGCACAGCAGCAAAACAUGGGCCAAGGAAAUCAAGUCGGAGGAAUGGGUGGUAUGAUGGGUGGACCACAGCAACAUUCGAUGACCCACUCGAUGCCCAUGGGAGGUCAAGUUGGAGCUGGAGGGGGUGGCAAUCAGUGGGGUGGAUACAACACAAUGCAGCAACCCCAGCAAGCACAACAGCCAAUGUACUACAACCAGGGCAUGGGACAACCGGGAAUGAAUCGAUUCGACCGCCCUCAACUGAACACAAACCCAAAACAAGUGUUGUCCAACAUGUUGCGGGCACGUCUACCGACCAAUCCAGGAUUCCUACCUCAACAAGCACAGCGCAACCCUCAACAGCCGUUUAUGCGAGGUCCGUUGAGACCUUCCCUGCCCAAUCAGCUAGCCGGAACUGCAACUGGUGGUGCAAUGAUUGGCCACUCGGGAGGAAGCAUGAUUCAGACAAACCUGCUCAACCAACAAAACACGGGAAAUGGCAACUCAGGAGGAAUGGCCAAUCCUAACAUGAUGGGCAUGCAAAACAUGCAGCAAAAUAUGCCCAACAACCAAGGCAUUGGUAUGCAAAACAUGCAACAAGGAGGCAACAUUGGCAAUGCCGGAAUCGGCGGAAACAACAUGAUGGGAGGUCCAGGGAUGUUCCAGGGUCAAGGUGGUCCGUACCAAAAUACCAAUCAAAACUAUUCCAACUACGGCAAUCAAGGUAUAGUCCAGCAAGGUGGCCAAGGUAUGAUGGGAAACUUCAACCAGAUGGGACAACAGCAAAGAAACAGCCAAGCGGAAUACAUCGCUCAACAGCGGGCUUUGGCCGCCAGAAGUAACCAGUACGGACAACACGCCCCAAAUGUAACAAUGAACAAUAUCAUCAACCAAGGAGCAGUACCACCCUACCCAAGACAGGGCGGUAAACCAGCAUCGGCAGCAGUCGCUCAAAAUCAACAACAAUUCCAGCAACAAAGACUUCGACAACAAAUGCUCAUGCAGCAACAGCAGCAGCAACAACAGCAACAACAACAGCAAGGCAUGGGCCAGCAAGGCAACACACAAGGGAUGGUUCAGAACCAGGGGCAGGGCAUUAAUCCACAGCAAACGCCCAAUCUGGUUGCCCAACUGCAGCGGCAAAUUCCGAACCAAGCCAACAUGAUGAAUCAGCAGUAUUCACACCAGCCACCACCGUAUUAGAAGCGCGCUCUCCACAUAAUCCAACACGUCGGAUAUAUAUUAUUUUAAUCAAAUUACGUCAUUAUUUAAAAAUAAACAAACAAUAAAAAACAA